Molecule: messenger RNA, 1084 nt
Organism: Sorghum bicolor (sorghum)
Lineage: Eukaryota; Viridiplantae; Streptophyta; Magnoliopsida; Poales; Poaceae
Product: 2-oxoglutarate-dependent dioxygenase AOP3
Exons: 3
Coding region: 153-950 (265 amino acids)
Molecular function (GO): dioxygenase activity
Source: RefSeq, a predicted model, not a curated record
UAUUAUGCACUACUAGGUGCUUCCGUUUAUAUACAGAGAUAAAUGUGUGUGUGUGAGCAACUGUGCAUCGGUAUAAAGCACAACAAAAAUUCCAUUAGCAGAAGCCAGAUCGAGUAGAGGCGGGAGCCGGCGGAGGCGCAGAGGUGCGAGCCAUGGAGAUGGAGAUCGCCAAGGUUGACCUCCACGGGGUGGUGCCCGGUGGCGCUGGGUGGGAGGCCGCCCGCGCCGCGGUGACCGCGUCCAUGGUGGCGCAUGGCUGCGUCGUGGUCGCGCACGACGCGCUCGGCGCGGACCUCCGGCGGGCGCUCUUCUCCCGUGCCAUGCCGGAGCUCUUCGCGCUCCCUCUCGAGGUCAAGCAGCGGACGGUGUCGGAGAAGGGGCAGUUCAGAGGCUACAUCGGCCAGCUCCCCGGCAUGGCCUGGGAGAGCCUCCGCGUCGAUGAGGCCACCGACGCCGCCAGCGUCCGCGGCUUCGCCGAGAUCCUCUGGCCGGAGGGGAACCUGGAGUUCUGGAGCAGCAUGUCCAUGCAGCCGCACUCCGACAGCAUCGUGGUGACCGCGAUCGUGCAGCACGAGGUGGAAGGCCUCGAGGUCCACGUCGGCGACGGGCGCUGGGUCGCCGUCCCUGCCGAAACCGGCACCUUCACCUUCGUCGCCGGCGAGUCGUUCAGGGUCGUGACAAAUGGGCGCGUGCCGGCGUGCCUCCACCGCGUGAGGACGCCGAGCAACCGCGAGCGGUUCUCGGUGCUGUUCGCCCGCCGGCAGAAGGAUGGCUUCGCGGUGCGCGCGCUGGAGGACCUCGUCGAUGCGGAGCACCCGCUGGUGUACAACCCGCUGCGCCACGAAAAGUUCGCCGACUGGCGUUACUCGGAGGAAGGGCUCAAAUUCAGCGAUCCGCUCGAGGCCUACUGUGGAGUAGACAAGGACGAGGUCGUCGGAGCCAUGGCGUGAUCAAUGAUCUCCAUCCGAAUUCACCUUCAUUUACAUACACUAGUAUAAGUCCCCAUCGAUCGUUAUCUUUAUCACAAUUCCUAUCUAUAUCGGGUGCUUGAUUAUUAUAGUCCGUUCAAGCGAUGAUGCGUGUA